Exophiala oligosperma is the source of this 591-nucleotide messenger RNA. RefSeq lists its product as uncharacterized. NCBI's taxonomy places the organism in Eukaryota, Fungi, Ascomycota, Eurotiomycetes, Chaetothyriales, Herpotrichiellaceae. The transcript has 2 exons. The record is from RefSeq and is a predicted model, not a curated record. The coding region runs from base 1 to 591 and encodes 196 amino acids.
AUGGCAAGCAAGUCUCUCGUUCUACUCUCGGUCAUUGCGCCAGCCCUUGGUGCUGUCCUUCCUCGAGGUCAAGAGUCCCAGGCCAGUAGCCAAACCUGGGGUGACUGGGCUCCUACCUCGCAAUGGAACGAUUGGACUACCACUACCACCAAGCCAGCUCCUACCUCGCAGUGGAACGAUUGGUCGAGCUCCGCUCCUGCUCCUGCUCCAUCCUCGCAGUGGAACGACUGGUCCAGCUCCGCUCCCGCUCCUAAGCCGACCACAAUUGCCCCGGCUAGCUCAGGCUGGAACGACUGGAAGCCAAGCAGCUCUGCUCCUGCUCCUGCUCCAUCCUCGCAGUGGAACGACUGGUCGAGCUCCGCUCCCGCUCCCAAGCCGACCACGGUUGCCCCGGCUAGCUCAGGCUGGAACGACUGGAAGCCAAGCACCACCACUACCCCAGCUUGUAUCCCGAGCACCGUUUAUAUCACUGUCACUGUGACCCCAACUACCACGACCACUACCACGAGCAGCUGGGCCACUAGCACCACUGCCUCCGCGGGCUGGGGCGACUGGCACGGUGGUGACCUGGGCAAGAAGGGCGGAAACUAA